Paramuricea clavata is the source of this 1029-nucleotide messenger RNA. The record is from the annotation of a GenBank genome assembly. Lineage: Eukaryota; Metazoa; Cnidaria; Anthozoa; Malacalcyonacea; Plexauridae.
AUGGGAAAAUUGGGGACAAAUAACCAGGAAAAGCUAUACUUCGUUGUGAUACCCUGUCAUAAUUACCUAAAAUCCAAACCAGGUUCGAAAAAGGCUUCAAAAUAUAGCAGGAAUCUUGCUACGGGCCUUGUUCUUGACGACGAGCAUGCACUGGACUCACUCAAUGGUGGAAAUAGUUACUUCUACACAACAAAACAUAGGAUUAUCACUCACGUCUCGUGCACAUGUGAUGGUGCAAGGAUCCACUAUGAGACAAUAAAGUGGAAGAAAGAAAUGCAAAGAAUCCAAACGCGAGCUACAUCAACAAUGAAUGUCUUAGUACGAUCAGCUCUUGCAGUUGUGAAGAAUUGUGCUGCAGCCCAAAACUACCCUGAAUUUGUUGCAGAUAAAGCAAUGUGCGGUGUCGACUGCGGAGACUUUGGUCAUAGUAAGGAAGAAUUCAAAAAUAUCAUUGAUGUUGCUGCAUCAUGGAUUGAUGGUGAGGUAUCGAAACAGCUUAAAGCACCACUGCAAUGCACAGGUUUAAACCCCCAUUUCUCUCUUACUAUGGACAAGGGAACUCCAGGACAAGAAACCAACCAAGCAACAAUGAUUGUUUUUAAUGAUGAAGGUAAACGUAUUGCAGUACCAGUUGGUUCACCUGCGGUUUACCAAACAAACGACGAUAACACUGCAGUAACAGGUGCAUAUGCAAACCAAUUAGCUUCAAGUUCUAUAAUGUUGGUGAAGAAAACGUACGAACUGGAAACAGAUGAACUUUCAUACUGCCAGGGCAUCGUUGCUGAUGGACAAUAUCAAAGUACUGGAUUCAGAGAUGAAUUAAAGAAGUUGUUACCUUUUGAUUUUGAUGUAGACCCUGUUUUAGAUACCUUCUUCAGCAGUCUUUGGGAUCCAGACCACUUUUCUGAUUUGGCCUUUACCGAUGUUCGAGAGGGCAAAAUUGGAGACUCGAAAGAAUUCAUUUCAAGGGUCAUCAAGAGGUCAAAUGUCUUUGGAGCCGCCUUCCACUCUGGAAAACAUUUGUUUUAA